Molecule: messenger RNA, 1081 nt
Organism: Vicia villosa (hairy vetch)
Lineage: Eukaryota; Viridiplantae; Streptophyta; Magnoliopsida; Fabales; Fabaceae
Product: S-formylglutathione hydrolase-like
Exons: 6
Coding region: 80-937 (285 amino acids)
Biological process (GO): formaldehyde catabolic process
Cellular component (GO): cytosol
Molecular function (GO): S-formylglutathione hydrolase activity
Source: RefSeq, a predicted model, not a curated record
CCAUCGUCAGUGUCACAUACAGUCUUAGUCAGAAAGAGUGAGAGAGUUUGUAGAGAGAGAGAGAAAGAAGAAAACGAAAAUGGAGGGAGGAGUGACGGAGACGAGUAGUGCGAAGAUGCAUGGAGGUUACAACAAGCGAUACAAACAUUACAGCCAUACCCUUGGAUGUUCCAUGAACUUCCACAUAUACUUCCCACCUUCCGAUUCCACCGAUUCCCAAAAAUUCCCUCUUCUCUACUGGCUAUCUGGUCUCACUUGCACCGACGAGAAUUUCAUUUUCAAAUCCGGUGCUCAACGCGCCGCUUCCCAACACGGUGUUGCCUUGAUCGUUCCCGACACUUCUCCCAGAGGUUUGAAUGUUGAAGGAGAAGCAGAUUCCUGGGAUUUUGGUGUAGGUGCAGGAUUUUAUCUCAAUGCUACACAAGAGAAAUGGAAGAAUUGGCGAAUGUAUGAUUAUGUUGUCAAGGAACUGCCCGAGCUUCUACGUGAUAACUUUCCACAGCUUGACACAUCAAAAGCUUCCAUAUUUGGCCAUUCUAUGGGUGGGCAUGGUGCACUUACUAUCUACCUGAAAAACCUGGAUAAAUAUAAGUCAGUUUCUGCCUUUGCACCAAUAGCAAAUCCUGCGAAUUGUCCUUGGGGUCAGAAGGCAUUCACUAAUUAUCUAGGUGGCAAUAAGUCUGAUUGGGAGGAUUACGACGCCACUUAUCUGGUCAAAAAGCAUCCCAAUGCAUCUACCACCAUUUUGAUUGAUCAGGGGGAAGAUGACAAAUUUCUGCAUGAUCAACUGUUGCCUCACAAGUUUGAAGAGGCCUGCAAGAAUGGCAACGUUCCACUGUUGUUACGUCUUCAACCUGGUUAUGACCACUCCUACUAUUUCAUUGCCACCUUCAUUGAUGACCACAUUCGGCAUCAUGCUCAAGCUCUUAAAGCUUAAAGCUUAAUAAAGUUGUGUGCACUCUAAUGAUCUACAACUGUUCUGUUUUAUUUUACUCAAUCUACUCACUCUUUUUAUUUGGGAAUUGUGAUACUUUGCUUUGUGUUUGACUAUGGAUAUCAAUUGGAACUUCUUUCAUGUCUA